This is a messenger RNA of Clupea harengus (Atlantic herring), 3153 nucleotides long. It is a transcript of the gene igfals, whose product is annotated as insulin like growth factor binding protein, acid labile subunit. Gene Ontology annotation, molecular function: protein binding. Gene Ontology annotation, cellular component: plasma membrane. Lineage: Eukaryota; Metazoa; Chordata; Actinopteri; Clupeiformes; Clupeidae. The record is from RefSeq and is a predicted model, not a curated record.
CUCUGAUGAAUCAUUAAUUACCUUCAAUGAAUAACAAGGGGGGAAAUCAACCCUGAAACCUAAAGUGCAUAUCAAUCUCUAAAAUGAAACAUUUUGUCUGUAAAGUAUUUAGGAUCCACAGAUGUUAUUGACAACUUUGACCAUUACCGUUUGAAGAUUAGUAACACUUUCUGAUAGAUUGUAUUCAUUGAACUGUAUGACAACUCUAAAUGAAUGCGCUUUGGGCUUUAAGCUCACUAACCUGCAAGUCUAAGUGCAGAACUUUAAACCUUUGACACUUUUAGGCCUUCAUGAAGCUUUGUGACUUAAGCUGUCAAAGAAACCACCCCUGCAUGUUUAGAAUGUUGGGAAUGAGCAGAAUGACCAUGAUCACCUUCCUCUACUUUUACCAUUGAAAAAAGAAAUUAUGUGGCAACAGACAAUAAACAGAGAAAGAACAAUAUAUAGGGCUAUUGAAACUGAAGUAAUAAUUCAGUUCAAAAAUAAUCUGACGCCCAUAACUACCUAAAACAACCUAAAACAGUCACCAUCUCAUAAAAAAUCUCUAACCAACUGGUCAUACAAACGUGAUACUAAGUGGCAAAACCUACAAAUCCAAAGUUCAAGUUGGCCUGUCAAAUAUCAUCUCUCCAAAGAAUCUGGUGGCAGUUGCACUCUGGGAAAUAUCUUGGAAACCAUCCAGCUAGUCAUAGUUCCCAAGAUAAAGCUACACAGAAGAGAAAUGAAGUGACAUGAAGUCCAACCUCAUUCUAAAUUCUAAUGUUUUAUGAGUGUCAGUUAAGGACAUGACUUUGGGGACUUGGUAUAUAAAAAAUGUUUUAAUGCCAUCUGAAAAAGGUAUUUAGCUCCUACUGACAUUUCUAAAUUAAUGUUGUCCAAGAUGAAUAUCCCUCCAUUUAUCUAACUGUACAGUUGAGAUGCAUUCUUCUGUGCUGCUAAUGCUGUGGAUAUUAGGAGCAUCAGUCGGGUGGGCAGACUCAGCUUCCACUACAGAGAAGCCCACAGAAAUGCCGUGUUCCAAAGGCUGCACGUGUCUCAUGGAUGACUACAGCUCAGAUCUCAGUGUCUACUGCAGCUCACGCAAUCUUACCCUUGCUCCUCCUGACGUUCCUAAGUCUACACAUUCCUUAUGGCUGGAUGGAAAUCUAUUUACGUCACUGCCAGGUGCAUCCUUCAAGGAUCUCAAUAACUUAGAUUUCUUAAACUUACAGAAUGGUCAGCUUUACACGCUGGAUGCGCAAGUAUUCAGAGGAUUACGUUCAUUGGCUCAUCUACAUCUGGAGCGCAACCACAUUCGAACAUUACCAAGUAUUGUUUUUCAAAACACACCCAAUCUUGCCUCAUUGAGUCUCCACAAUAACCAGCUGUCAAGAAUAGAAGACAAACUGUUUGCUGGUCUAUCCAAUAUGUGGCUGCUAAAUCUAGGAUGGAACUCACUUGCUGUAUUGCCCGAGAAUAUUUUUCAGGAUCUGCAAGGCCUGCGAGAGCUGGUCCUUGCAGGUAAUCGACUAGUUUACCUGCAGCCACAGUUGUUCCAUCAUCUUACAGAGCUCAAGGAGUUAGAUAUCACAGGAAAUCAUCUGAAAGUUAUCAAGGCCAAUGUUUUCCUUAAGCUUUCGAAGCUGCAGAAGCUUUACCUGGCACAGAAUCAAAUUACUACAAUUGCACCGAGAGCAUUUUUUGGAAUGAAAUCAUUACGAUGGUUAGACAUAACUAACAACCGACUGGGAGUAAUCCAUGAGGAAACCUUUUCAGGUCUUCAUAGUCUACAUGUACUUCGCCUCUCCAACAAUUCCGUCAGCAGCCUCAGGCCUGGGACAUUUCGUGACUUGCAAUACCUUGAGGAACUUCGUCUCAGCCAUAACCGAAUAGUUGUCUUAGGAGAAAGGAUCUUUGAGGGACUUGGUCACCUAGAAAUGUUGGAGCUGGAACAUAAUCAUAUCCAAACAGCACGUAUGGGUACUUUUUUGGGUCUCUCUCAUGUGGCUGUGAUCAACCUGUCUGGCAGCUGUUUUCAGAGUUUACCAGACCAAAUCUUCAAGGGGUUGUCAAAGCUACACAGUCUCCAUCUUGAUAAAGGAUGCCUGUCAAAAAUAACUUCUCAAGCAUUCAUCGGCCUCACAGGUCUGCGCCGACUUUUCCUUCAGCACAAUAACAUUUCUGUCGUGGAGCACCAGAGCUUUUUGGAGCUUCAGGGCCUACAACAGCUUGACCUAAGAUUCAACACGAUCAAAUACCUUUCCUCCCAGACGUUCUAUGGACUAAAGAAUCUUGACUACUUACUGCUGUCAAAUAACCAGCUUCGCCAGCUUCAUCCAGAGGUUCUGCUGCCUCUGCAGCGUCUCUCCUGGUUGGACCUCUCUGCAAACCAGCUUGAUCAUUUAAUGAACGGAACCAUGCAGAUGCUGUCCAAGUUGCGUUAUCUCAACUUAAACAAUAACGCACUGACCAAUCUUCCACCUGCCAUUCCUGAUAGCCUAGACCAACUCUGGCUUUCAGGAAACCUCUGGAAAUGUGACUGCCAUGCUCUCCCUCUGAGGGAUUAUUGUGUCAAGAGACCCCAUGCCUGUCCCCAGCAAGUGGAAACCCUCGCUGAGGGUGAGGAGCCCCAUGCUGUUGUCACUAAUUACAAUAACAUCACAUGCAGUAGUCCUGAUAACCUUUCUGGCCUGGAUCUGAGGAACAUAAGCAAUGAGCAUUUCAAAAACUGUUGAUUUGACCGAUAUUUCAUAUAGAAGUCAAGUAUGAAGUGGAUAUCUCUGGACAUCAAGUUUUUAAUAAGCCUUUUCUGAUGAGCUCAAUUAUAUUUACCAUUGUCAAAACAUAAUAUGAUUAUAUGAUAACAUCAUAUGUUCUCUGCAUUCUUACAAUGCAUUUUAAAUACACCAUAUCUUUCACAUUAUCUAUGGAUUGUAUAUUCUUUUAUAAUGUGUUGUUUUUGUUGACUGAUGUUAUUAAUACAUGUUAAACAAUGGAAAAUGUGUUAGUUGUUGUCCAACUGGUCAGAGCUUAACUGAUUAUGUGUCUUCUACACUGAUUUCAGGUUUUUUUCAUGGAAUCAAUGAUUGUUUCCUUGUUUAUUUUUCAAAUAUUCAGCCUUUUCACAAGACUAUGUAAAAUGAAUUGUGAUUAAAGAGUGGAUACUAAAUGCAA